GGGGCUGCGGUGGGCGGCCACUCGCCCGGGGAGCGCCAGCCGGGCUGGCAGGCAGGCAGGCACCGACUCCCUCGCGCCCGUGUCCGGGGCGCUGCUGCCGCCGCCGCCGCCGCUGGUGCCGGGCGAUGCCUCCUCCCGGGGGGCGGCUGCCGCUGCUGGCCACGCCGGUGUCCCCGUGGGAGCGGGCGGCGGUGCUGGGCUCGUGCGCGCUCUCGGCGGCGGGCUCGGGGCUGCUGGUGGCGACGCACGCCCGGUGGCCGGAGCUGCGGACCCGCCCGCGGCAGCUGCUGCUGUGGCUCUCGCUGGCCGACCUGCUCUCGGCCGCCGCCUACUUCUACGGGGCGCUGCGGGCCUUCCGCGGGCCCUCGUGGGACUGCGUGGCGCAGGGCGCGCUCUCCUCCUUCGCCAACACCAGCGCCUUCUUCUGGACCGUGGCCGUCGCCCUCGAGCUCUACCUGGCCAUCGUGCGCGGCGCCCCCGCCCGCCCCGCCCUCCUCGCGCUCUUCCACGCCCUCAGCUGGGGAGUUCCUCUUGUUAUCACGGCGGUGGCGGUGGCCCUGAAGAAGAUUGGGUACGAUGCUUCCGACGUCUCUGUCGGCUGGUGCUGGAUUGAUAUCGAGGCGAAGGAUCGGGUCCUUUGGAUGCUACUAGCAGGGAAGCUGUGGGAAAUCCUGGCUUACUUUACCUUGCCCGUCUUCUACAUCCUUAUCAGGAAGCACAUCAACCGAGCGCACGCAGCCCUCUCCGAAUAUCGACCCAUUUUGUCAAGAACCACGGCUUUCCAGCCACGAACCUCGGUAGCAGACAAGAAAUUAAUCCUGAUCCCGUUGAUUUUCAUCCUCCUCCGCAUCUGGAGCACCGUUCGAUUUGUGCUGACGCUCUGCGAUUCCCCUGCGGUUCAAAAUCCAGUUCUAGUGGUCCUUCAUGGCAUUGGGAACACAUUCCAAGGAGGCGCCAACUGUAUUAUGUUUGUAUUUUGCACCCGAGUGGUCCGGAACAAGCUCUUUUCUUGCCUCUGCUGCCAACGAUACGACAGCCAGGAUCCUUCUCUUCCUAGCCCGGAGAACGGCCAUCAGAAUCACGUGACGUUCCCCAAGGACUGGGAAUCACAAGACAGCAAAUGGGACACAGCAGAAUUUUCAAGUACCUGAGCUUCAGAAUUAUGCUCCUCUUAAAGAAGAACGUGGCCUUACCCAGUAGGGAAUUCAACUGUGGGUACUAGAAAUGCUGCCGCAUGCCCACACUGGGAGCUAACUGCCUCCAAAAAUGCAGCAGGCAUUUUUCAGAUCCUUCAUGGACAGUAAUCACAAUACUGUGAUGAAAACCUUCCUCUGAGAAAUCCAGUUGGUCAGCGUGCUUUAUCUCACAGGCAUCUUGGAAGAGGAUUAUCGUGCAGGUUCCAGCUUCCGAUUUUAAUUUGAAAGGUUUGGGUUGUUGCUUUGGGUUUUGGUUUGUUUUGUUUUUUAAAAAAAAACAUGGGAUGCAGGAGUUAUAUUUUUAAGAAGGGCAUUUUAGGAUCAGAUGGGAAGGCAAGUGUGCAUUUAAAAAUAUCUAAUAAGGGAUUAAGCAGCUCUGAAAUGGCAUUGAGGGUUUUUUUAAACAUUUAGUAACUUUUCUAUCUAGUAUCACUGGUUUAUUCAGAAGAUUCUCUAAUGAAACUGUCUUGAAAAAGAGCAAAUGAUGUAGCGACAAGCCUGAAUACAAUAUAAAUCAAUGAACUGGUGUAACCCUCAUAUUGGGGGCCUGUACCACCUCAGGUAUUCACAUAGGAGAAGUGAUAUAUUGGAAAGGUGACCUGGGAUUCCAUUCUGGGGUUUACCGUCGUAUCGUGUGCAAGACAUAAGUCCUGUGUUGUGCCUUUUUACAUUAAUGAGGAAGGAAUACUGUAAAAAUGAAAACUCUCCAAACUAUUUGUGUGCAGAUGGUUUUUUAAAAUCAGAAUCAAGCUAGCGAGGCUCAUUUUGACUUACCCUUGACAGGUUUUGUAUUGUUGCCUUUUCUCGAGUUCGUUUUGUGUGUUUUUUAGCGAAAUAAUAAAACUUAUCAGUUUGAUGAUGA
Sphaerodactylus townsendi is the source of this 2058-nucleotide messenger RNA. RefSeq names its product G protein-coupled receptor 157 (gene GPR157). Gene Ontology annotation, biological process: adenylate cyclase-activating G protein-coupled receptor signaling pathway; cell surface receptor signaling pathway. NCBI's taxonomy places the organism in Eukaryota, Metazoa, Chordata, Lepidosauria, Squamata, Sphaerodactylidae. The transcript is spliced from 5 exons. Gene Ontology annotation, molecular function: G protein-coupled receptor activity. The coding region runs from base 126 to 1151 and encodes 341 amino acids. The record is from RefSeq and is a predicted model, not a curated record. Gene Ontology annotation, cellular component: plasma membrane.